Messenger RNA from Clunio marinus, 540 nucleotides. NCBI's taxonomy places the organism in Eukaryota, Metazoa, Arthropoda, Insecta, Diptera, Chironomidae. The record is from the annotation of a GenBank genome assembly.
AUGACAUUCAAGGAAGAGAGAAAAAGACGAAAUAUUAAACAUACGGUGAAACAAAAAUAUGAGUUUUCGUGGAAAAGUUUUAGUGUUACCAUAAGAAGCCUCUCAGCAAAUGUUUCUUUACUUCAUGAGACAAUACCAAGGGAUCCUCAAAAACAGAAAUACAAAGAAAUAAAAUCAAUCACUUUGCUUUCCACCUUCGUCGACAGACAACAACAUAAUAACAGAAUUUUCCACACCCCUUCUAUGUUUUCACUUCACUUCCCUCAAGAAUCACAAGAAAACGAAUCUCCAUUCAAAGGUUUGAGGGGAUGUUGGAAGAUCCUUGAUGUUCUAAAGAGAUCCACCCCCGAGCUCAAAAGUUUUCUGUUUACGUUGAAGAAAAAUGUUUUUCGCAGAACUCAAAAUGAACAUCGGGAGAAGGAAGAAGAAAUAAAUGAAAUGAACAAAGCACUUAAAGGAUUAAAGGAGAAGUUUCUGGAAUGGUAUGAGACGAAAGAUUACAAACACACACUCAAAUAUUCAGAUGAAAUAAAUAAAUAA